Messenger RNA from Drosophila takahashii, 1431 nucleotides. NCBI's taxonomy places the organism in Eukaryota, Metazoa, Arthropoda, Insecta, Diptera, Drosophilidae. The record is from RefSeq and is a predicted model, not a curated record.
AUGUGCAGAACCUGCCUGGUUAGGUCGGAAGCUGAUAUGUUUAAUAUAUUCGAUGAUGAUCCCAACUAUUUGGGCAUUAAAAUUGCGGAUCUGCUGGGCGAUUUGCGUUGUCCAGUUUCUCGGGGAGAUUCCCUGCCGGAAACCAUCUGCGGAUCUUGCCUAAAGGAGGCCAAAAGUGCCUGCGAAACCAUCAGAAAGUUUGAGAGGAGUUACCAGUUUUUAAAGGACAUCAAAAAGGAGGAUUUACUACCGGAUCCAGAUGAUAUUGUAAGGGAUAUUACAGUAGAAGUUUCUCUGAAAUACGAACAAUUCCAAUUCCAGGGGAACCCUAAUGAUUUACCAAUAGAAGGACCUUCAAAAGAUGAUAUAGUACAUUUUCCCAAGGAAGAUUCACCAACAGAUGAGCAAUACCAAGUAGAAAUUCCCAAGGAAGAGGAAUUCCGGGUGAAGAACGAGCCCGUUGAAGAGGAUUCUUCAGAGGAAGAGGACUUAAAUCAGGUAGAUUACCCCGUCAAAAGCGAGGAUAUUGAGGAGUAUGUCCUAGAAAGAACCGAGGAUGACAUCCCCCCCAAACUCACCUGUCCGCAUUGCCCCAAGCAAUUUAGCCGAUCAUCCGGCCUGAAGGACCACAUCAUCGUUCACACGGAGGACAAACCCUUCGAGUGCUCCCGCUGCUCGAAGCGCUUCAAGUCGGCCAGGUAUCUCAAGGAGCACCACACGAUUCACACGGGCGAAAGGCCCUUCAAGUGCACCCACUGCUCGAAUAGCUACCGCAAGAAGACCUGCCUGCAGCGGCACAUUCAGACCUACACGGGCGUCCGACCCUUCAAGUGCACCCACUGCCCGAAGACCUUCGCCAAGGACUACGAUUUGCAGUCGCACAUCCGCAACUAUUCGGGCGAAAAGCCCUACCUGUGCGCCGUCUGCUCGAAGACCCUCGCCACCCAGUCGGUGCUCAAUGUCCACGCCCGCAUCCACAGCGGCGACAAGCCCUUCAAGUGCACCCACUGCUCCAGGGACUUCGUGUGGAAGUCCAGCCUCCUGGGCCACAUGCAGCGGCACUCCGCGGAGAACCCCUUCGCCUGCUCCGUCUGCCUAAUGGCCUUCAAGGUGAAGACCUCGCUGCAGCGCCACAUGAGGAGCCACGAGAAGAAGUAGAUGAUCUCACACAUCUCAUUUAUGGGCAUUUCUCCCAGCCAAAAAGCUUUAAACUUGAUUGUUAUUAUUUCGAAUUCUAAUUAGCUUGCAUCUCGGCUAAACUAAGAGAUCUAAAUGUAGUUUAAUACAUUUUAAGCCUAGCAAUAUACGCAAAAAUUAGUUUUUUAAAAUCGCAUUCAAAUAUUUCAUCAGAAUUCGCUUAAAUGGAAAAACCCCGAAUAAUUAUUUUAAAGAUAUCUUGAGUACUAAAAUUAAGAAUGAAUCAAGAUUGUA